Molecule: messenger RNA, 2901 nt
Organism: Cydia strobilella
Lineage: Eukaryota; Metazoa; Arthropoda; Insecta; Lepidoptera; Tortricidae
Product: zinc finger protein ZFP2-like
Exons: 10
Coding region: 217-2427 (736 amino acids)
Biological process (GO): regulation of transcription by RNA polymerase II
Cellular component (GO): nucleus
Molecular function (GO): RNA polymerase II transcription regulatory region sequence-specific DNA binding; DNA-binding transcription factor activity, RNA polymerase II-specific; zinc ion binding
Source: RefSeq, a predicted model, not a curated record
UAGGGCUAGAUAAGCUAGAUUGGCUACUUGGCUAGUCCAGUCGAAAUAAAUAAACUUGAAUAUUGUGUUUUAAAGUGUCUCAAUGCAUUUAAGAUUUCUAAAUUAAAUUCUUUCUCCUCCCACACCUGUGUCGUGAAUGUAAAAAAAAAUAGGUUGAUUCCAAGAAGUUAUUUGCCAUCAAUGUUUGUUUGCAAAACAAAGUAAAGUCACAUUAUAAUGUGUGACAUUAAAAUAGAGCACGAAGAUCCAGAAAUAUGUCGUGGCUGUCUCAGCUCAGACAGGAAGCUUGCUCCUGUGGAUUCGGGCGACCUGUACUUUUCUCUUUUGACAGAAGACCAAAAACUGGAAGCAUUAACCAUACCGCAGAUAGCUCUGUGUUGGGAGUGUAUGGCUCUGCUGAACAGGACGCGCAGGUUUCAGGCCCAAGUUCAAAACGCACACACAAUUUUGCAAGAAUCCUUACAAAUUUCACCAACAAAACCUACUCUUUCUUCACUUACGGUCCAUCACAAAUUUGAAUAUGACGCUGUUCUUGAAGAAGGCAAACCAUCUGAACAACCAUUAGUUUUUGAUGAACAAAAACCAACUAUAAAGGAUGAUAAAAUAAAAGUUAUCAUACCCACAAAGUACAAAACUACAGUUACAACAAACAAUGUACAAAAUGUUAAAAAUUUCAAAGAUGUUAUAAAUGAUCUUUUAAAGAAUGUUGAAAUUGAUAAAGAUGCUGAUCCCAGUAAUGACAGUGAUGAUGGUGAAGAUGAUGAGAAUUUUGAAGCUGAUGAUAGAAAUUAUAAUUUAUCUGACGAAAUGUCAAAUAGCGAAGAUGAUUCUCUAAAAAAAAUACCAAAAGCUGCUAAGAAUACUAAGAAUAGUUUACCAAUAGUAAAACCAAAACAAAAUGAUGUAACCAUUACAAAAAAAGUCACUAAACCCCUAAACCGAAAAGUGGACACAAAGAACAUAGAAGUUCCUUUGAUUAAAACUCCUGCAAUGCUAAAAUUGGAAAUGGAGUUAAAAAAGCACAUGAGUGUCAUAAAGGUUGCACCAAAGGAGGCAACAAUAAACUCGCAAAAGAAAUGUGAUGAAAAAAAAGUGAUUGAUUAUAAAAAUAUCCGUAAAUCAGAUCCUGAUGAAGACGAGCCAAUAAGAAAAAAAGAAAAACAGACAGAGUUAGAUCCAGAUUUUAAUGUAGAGGGUGAUGAAGAUUCUGCAACUGAUGAUAGUGAAGAAUUUAAACCAAUUGGCAUAAAGAAUGUCUAUGUAGACGAUGACAAAACAGAGAAACAACGUAAAUUUAGGAAAACAAUUACACAUUAUAAAAAUGUGGCACAGGUUUCUUCAUAUUUUACAGAAAUUGAAAUGAGUGAACAAGAAAUAAGGAGUGCUUUAGAAAAAGAUGAUACAAUCGUUAGAGAAAAGAAACCACUAAAAUGUAACAUAUGUGGAUUGAUGUUUGGGCAUAGGAGAGCCUUAACGCGACACGGGUUGGCUUAUCAUAAAAGCAAAUAUCCCGGCCAAUACAAAAAAGGAAGUUGGUACAACCCACCACCGGUUUAUCCUGAGAAGUAUCUCUGGCGCUGCUAUAUUUGCGCCAGAAUGAUGCGGAGGGAACACAUAGUGGCUCAUAUGGAUGAGUACCAUAGGACUCAGUAUUUCUGCAAUGGAGAUGGAUGCGAAUGGUGCGAGAGGCCUUUUUGGGAAAAGGAAGAUUUUGACCAGCACUGGGAAGAUAUUCAUAAGAAGGUUAUAUGUGACUACUGUGAAAAAUACAAGAAGAACAAAAAUAGCCUGGAGAAGCAUAUGCAAAAAUCCCACACCACUCGAGUAAAAUACGUCAUCCCUCAAUGCAAGAAGUGCUUAAAGACAUAUUCCUCGCGCGAAGCUUUGAAGAGUCACAUAUUAUACAUACACGAGAAGUAUGAGGAGCCGGUAGAGCAGCGGUACUGCGUCGAGUGUGACAUGACCUUCAAGAGGAUUGCCAUAUUUAAUAAGCACUUUGUUGAUAAACAUUCGGGCGUGCCUAAAACUAUGUAUCCGUGCGAACAUUGCGGGAAAGUGAUGGCCAACAAAACUUCGUACCAUAACCAUGUAAGCCUCUUCCAUAAAGGCAAGACUGACUACUGCUGCCACAUCUGCGGCAAGUAUUUGUCGAAGGCGCAAGCGCUGAAACAACACUUGGAUAUGCACAACAAUGUAAAACCUCCGAAGACCAAGAAGUGCAACAUAUGCGGACGCUUGUUUAUGAGCAACAGAAUUCUACGUUACCAUAUGUACACCCACACGGGCGAGCGUCCGUUCCGAUGUCCGCACUGCGAAACAGCUUUCUCACAGCCGCACUGCCUUCGUACGCAUUUCAUGAAACAGCACAACAUUGAUGCCAGGGUGAAAUCGGACGGGACGAUUACUGAAAUAACUGGGACGGAAUAAGUUACUGCCGAUAAAUUAGUUUUGAAAACAGUUAUUGCCGACUAGGGAAUGCACACCGGUUUUUAUUUGUAUGAAAUUUCUGUUAAUAGCCGGUUAUUAUCCGGUUUUUUUCAUAAAAUUAAAACCGGUUUGCAUUCCCUAUUGCCGACUGUACUUAGUACCAGAUUAUUGUAUUGCGUACAUGUUUGCGAAAUGUCGUUUUCAACAUUGGUAUCACAUUAUCGCUUGCAAUAGGACGGUCUGACAGGUAAUUUGUAUAAAGAUACAAGCAAAUGUCGUCCUUAUUGUAAGCGACAAAGUGGUACAUUUUGAUUAAAAACGUCACAAUUUUCUAAACGGUACGGCUAUAAUAGCGUGUUUUGUGCGUCGCUGUGGAAAAUGGCGUCGCGUUUGCACCAAUGUCGAGCGUUGACUAGACGGACGCUCGGUAGACGCUAGUGCGUGACGUCUAUUAUAGUAAAUUAAGAUUGAUUU